CCGUAUAUAGCGGGGAAAUUUUGUAACAACUAUAUACACCAUCUGUGUAUACAAUAACCUUGAUAUCUUUUCAAGGUUAUUGAACAUUUUUGUUUCACCAUAUUUGAAAGGAAAACAAUCAGUUAUCAGUAGUACAUUGAUAAUUGAUUUUUUUCUUCUUAAUUAAGAUGAUACAUUAAAACUUCUCAAUUAAUCAAUGAUUUACAAUGAUUUUCCUUUCUAUCAAAUUGUAUCUUUUACAUUUUAAUGUUUAUAUUAAAAGUGAAAAAUAAUUUCGCAAUUAUUUUUGUUGCUUAUUGAAUUCAACUUUCUUGGGUAAAUACAAUCGUAUAGUAAUUAAAAAAGUAUACAUUUUCAAUAUGCUUCAAUUCUAUUUUGGAUUAUAUGGAUUAGCUAUCUUUUUAUGUUUUCUUGGGUUUUUAUAUGCUUUAAUUGAAAAAGCAUAUAAACAGUUAAAAACUAAUAUAAACAAAUCUCAUUUAUCAAAUUAUUCUGAAAUCAUUUCAUCCAAUUCAAAUCAAAAUAGUACAACUCAUAAAAAGAUUUCAAGUAUCAUUGAAAAGGUUGAACAAAACAGUUUAAUGGACACAAUGAAAACCAAUGAAAUCUUUGAAAGUUCUUAUAAUCAAGAGAAUAAUGAAAAUCAACUCAAUGAUUCAGAUAUAAGUACACCAACUGAAGAAAUGAAAACAAUAAUAAAUGGAAAAUACAUUGAAAAUAAUCAUGAUCAAAUUCAUGCCAAAUUAGAUAUAUCAAUGAAAUCAUUCUCCGAACGUCGACAAGAACGUCGUAAGCGUUAUAAAGCUAAGAAAGGUCAAAGUUCAUCAUUUGGUUGCUUUUCAAUCAAUUCUUCUAUAGAUGAAUAUGAUACUGGAAAUACACUUAUAGAAGAUUCAGAUGAGACAACAAAUGUUAGCAAUUGUUCAAUGUUAUCAGAUAGUAAUGAUUCUCAACCGGAUUAUUUUAUUUUGGAAACACAUAAUAUGUGUGAAUUAAGAAAUUCAAUACAAAUAACUAAUUUGGAUGAUGCUGAAACUGACAAUAUUAAUCAUAAUGAUAUUAAUAUAAUGGAUAAAACGGAUUCUUUAGAUAUAACUUUAAAAUCUUCUUACAAAUAUGGGUGAGUAAAAUGAGAACAAGUAAAAAACAAUACAUCCCCUCCCCUCCAAAAAAACAUAACAACAACAACACACACACACAACUACACUGAUUUGAACAUAAACACAAUUAUUCUUUUUUAUUUUAUGCACAAUAAAAUAACUGAAUUAAUUUAUUGCAUUAUAAUCUAAUUUUAUUUCUUCUUUUUUUCUCUCGUUUAUGUUGUAUAACAUUUGAAUAUUUCUGUGAAAUCUUGCCCUAUAAAACAAUCUACCUUUUCUUUUUUCCAUUUUCCAACGAUUAUUUAUAAAAAGUUAAAUAUGUUGUAUACGUUGUGUUUAAAUAAAUAAUUCUUCUGUUAAGAAA
Schistosoma guineensis is the source of this 1464-nucleotide messenger RNA. The record is from the annotation of a GenBank genome assembly. NCBI's taxonomy places the organism in Eukaryota, Metazoa, Platyhelminthes, Trematoda, Strigeidida, Schistosomatidae.